AUGAUGUCGAUUCGAUCUUCUAAGGGUACCGGAAUUGUGACUAGUGUUCCUAGCGAUUCUCCAGAUGACUGGGUCGCUUUGCAAGACUUAAUUAAAAAGCCUGCAUUCCGGACGAAAUACAAUCUUCUUGAUUCGAUGGUCAUACCAUUCGAACCGAUACCCAUAAUUGAGACACCGGGUUUAGGUAGUUUACCAGCUGUCACAAUAGUAGAUCAGUUAAAGAUUCAAAGUCAAAAUGAUCGAGAUAAAUUACAAGAGGCCAAAGAAAAAGUUUAUCGUGUUGGUUUUUACGAUGGGAUUAUGUUGGUUGAAAAAUAUAAAGGUUUAAAGGUGAAUUCAGUGAAAAAACUUAUUCAAGACCAAUUAGUUGAAACGAAUGAAGCUAUAAUUUAUUACGAGCCGGAAAAUCUAGUCGUUACACGUGGUGGUGAUGAAGCAGUGGUUGCUUUGUGUGAUCAAUGGUAUCUAGAUUACGGCUCAGAGGAAUGGAAAACAGAAGUCCGUAAAGCAGUAGCUAACUUGUCAGCAACCGAUGAGGUUAGACGCGGUCUUUAUUCAACCGUUGACUGGUUACAUGAACAUGCUUGCUCUCGUACAUAUGGUUUGGGUACUCGUUUACCAUGGGAUGAUAAAUGGCUUAUUGAAUCUUUAUCUGACUCUACAAUAUAUAUGGCAUAUUAUACAAUAGCUCAUUUGUUACAGGGCGGGUCAUUAGAUGGUAGAAAACCUGGUCCUCUUAAAAUUUGGCCAGAACACAUGACACCAGAAGUGUGGGAUUACAUAUUUUUAGGAAUAGGAAAUCCAGAGGAUUUAGUUGAAACGAAAAGUCAUUCCUCUCUAAGUGUACCAAUUUUGAAGAGACUUCUUAGCGGAAAGGAUCUUAUCUCCAAUCAUUUAACCUACUACUUAUACAAUCACAUUGCUAUAUGGCCAAAUGAACCAAAUUUAUGGCCUCGAAGUAUACGUGCCAAUGGCCAUUUGUUAUUGAACUCUAAUAAGAUGUCAAAAUCAACUGGUAAUUUUCUCACUUUAGCAGAUGCUGUGGAAAAGUACUCAGCUGAUGGUGUUCGUCUUGCUUUGGCUGAUGCUGGUGAUUCGUUAGACGAUGCUAAUAUAAAAGAAGAGAUGGCUGAAGCUGGACUUUUACGUUUAUAUGGCCUUUUGGAUUGGUUUAAUAUGACAUUGGAGAUUUUAAAUGAUUCAAGUUUACAACAAAAAUCUGAUUAUCGAACAGGUGCUUAUACAAUGCAUGCAGAUUUUGUUUUUGAAAAUGAAAUGAAUAAUACGAUUGAAUUGGCCGAUAAAUCAUACGCUUCACAUGAAUACAGAGAAGUACUUAAAAUUGUAUUUUAUGAACUUCAGGCACAUCGUGACCGUUAUCGUGAAGUUUGUCAAGGCAGUGUACAUACUAAUCUAAUUCGUCGUUAUAUGAAUAUUCAGUUACUACUACUUAGUCCAAUUUGUUCACAUGUUUGUGAACACAUAUGGAUUAAUUUGUUAAACAACAAGACAUCUAUCUUUUGUGAAAAGUGGCCCGAGCUUAGUUGUCCAGUAGAUCGAAUACUUUUGUUACAAGGUCGUUACAUAGAUGAUACAGCUCACACUUUUAGAUUACAACUUAAACAAUACAAAUCAUCAAAGUCUUUCAAAAGUAGUACAUCUGUUGGAUCCCAUUCUGUUACUCAGUUUAUUCCACCUUCGGAUGCUGUUGUUUGGGUUGCUAAAGCUUAUCCAGCAUGGCAGGCACAAAUUCUUGAAAUUAUGGCAGCUAAUCUUUCUGACGAUGGUAAAACGUUAGCAGAUAAUGCAACGUUAGCUCAACUUUUACGUCCUCAUCUAAAGACUAUGGGUAAAAUGGCAAAACGUGCUAUGCCAUUUGUACAGUUAGUCCGGGAACGGUUUGUAAUUCACGGUAAACGAGUUCUUCAACUUCAGUUGGAGGUAGAUGAAUGCGAAGUAAUUAAAAAGAAUUUAUCCUAUCUUAUAUCAACUUUAGGUUUACGACAACCUGAUGGUUUAAAAAUCAACUACUCAUGUGAUUCUAAUGAUAGUCGCAUUGAAGAAAGUGUUUGUCCUUUAGAGCCUCUUAUUUUGUUUUGUGAACCAUCUACCUCAGCAUCCAUGACGUUUUUAAAUCCGGAUAUUGGUUCAGGUCUCUUUACACUUAAUGGUGUUACUAUUUUUGACGGCGACACAUAUACCGAUGUUGUCUCACGUGUAGUCAAUCACUGUCGUUCACUUGCGUUAAACAGUAAAGACUUAAAAAACAUAACAUUGUACCGUUUUACCGAUCCUACAUGCGGACAUUUACGCAUUCCUCCUUACCCUAUGGAAGCUCUACAAAUUGUCCAGCCAACAGCUCGUUUUGUAGUCGAUGCAUCAUCCAUCAUAACUCUGAAGAUUGGUAGUGAUUUUAUUCCUAUUGGCAAAAAGCUUGUGUACACAACUACCGUGUCGUCAUGA
Schistosoma mattheei is the source of this 2463-nucleotide messenger RNA. The record is from the annotation of a GenBank genome assembly. Lineage: Eukaryota; Metazoa; Platyhelminthes; Trematoda; Strigeidida; Schistosomatidae.